ACGGAGCGCGCGGGGAGGGGGCCGCGGGGAGUCGCCCCGUCCCGCCGCUUCCCCACCCCCUCUCCUCCCUUGGCCAGCCCGGCUGCCGCGCUCCCCGCCUUGGCCUCCCGGAGAGGCCCCGCCCCGUCCCCGCCCGCCGCGCCCUCCCCGCCGGCGCGCUCCUCCCCUUUACUCCUGGCUGCGGGGCGAGCCGGGCGUCUGCUGCAGCGGCCGCGGUGGCGGAGGAGGCCCGAGAGGACUAGGUGGCAGCGGCGGCGGCGGGACCAGCAGCAGCAGCAGUAGCCACGAACCUCCGGCCCUGCGGCGCUGCCGCACUAGCCCCACGAGCCACUCACCCCGCCGCUCUCCGCUCUGCCGGACCCCGCUGGCGCGCCCUCCCGCCGCCAGUCCCGGCAGCGCCCUCAGUUGUCCUCCGACUCGCCCUCGGCCUUCCGCGCCAGCCGCAACCACAGCCGCAACGCCACCCGCAGCCACAGCCCCAGCCCCAGGCAUAGCCAUCGGCACAGCCCGGGCUCCGGGUCCUGCUGCAGCUCCUCCGGGCACCGUCCCUGCACCGACAUCCUGGAGGUUGGGAUGCUCUUGUCCAAAAUCAACUCGCUUGCCCACCUGCGCGCCGCGCCCUGCAACGACCUGCACGCCACCAAGCUGGCGCCCGGCAAGGAAAAGGAGCCCCUGGAGUCGCAGUACCAGGUGGGCCCGCUACUGGGCAGCGGCGGCUUCGGCUCGGUCUACUCAGGCACCCGCGUGUCCGACAACUUGCCGGUGGCCAUCAAACACGUGGAGAAGGACCGGAUCUCCGACUGGGGAGAGCUGCCCAAUGGCACCCGAGUGCCCAUGGAAGUCGUCCUGCUGAAGAAGGUGAGCUCCGGCUUCUCCGGCGUCAUUAGGCUCCUGGACUGGUUCGAGAGGCCCGACAGUUUCGUCCUGAUCCUGGAGAGGCCCGAGCCGGUGCAAGACCUCUUCGACUUUAUCACGGAAAGAGGGGCUCUGCAGGAGGAGUUGGCUCGCAGCUUCUUCUGGCAGGUGCUGGAGGCCGUGCGGCACUGCCACAACUGCGGGGUGCUCCACCGCGACAUCAAGGACGAAAACAUCCUCAUCGACCUCAAUCGCGGCGAGCUCAAGCUCAUCGACUUCGGGUCGGGGGCGCUGCUCAAGGACACCGUCUACACCGACUUCGACGGGACCCGAGUAUAUAGCCCUCCAGAGUGGAUCCGCUACCAUCGCUACCAUGGCAGGUCGGCGGCGGUCUGGUCCCUGGGGAUCCUGCUGUAUGAUAUGGUGUGUGGAGAUAUUCCUUUUGAACAUGACGAAGAGAUCAUCAAGGGCCAAGUUUUCUUCAGGCAGAGGGUCUCUUCAGAGUGUCAGCAUCUCAUUAGAUGGUGCUUGGCCCUGAGACCAUCAGAUAGGCCAACCUUCGAAGAAAUCCAGAAUCAUCCAUGGAUGCAAGAUGUUCUCCUGCCCCAGGAAACUGCUGAGAUCCACCUCCACAGCCUGUCACCGGGACCCAGCAAAUAGCAGCCUUUCUGGCAGGUCCUACCCUCCCUGUCAGAUGCCUGAGGGAGGGGAAGCUUCUGUCUCCAGCUUCCCGAGUACCAGUGACACUUCUCACCAAGCAGGACAGUGCUUGAUACAGGAACAACAUUUACAACUCAUUCCAGAUCCCAAGCCCCUGGAGGUUGUCUCCCAACAGUGGGUAAAGGAGACUCUCCAGGGGUCCUAGGCCUCAACUCCUCCCAUAGAUACUCUCCUUCUCAUAGGUGUCCAGUAUUGCUGGACUCUGAAAUAUCCCGGGGGUGGGGGGUGGGGGGGUCAGAACCCUGCCAUGAAACUGUUUCCUUCAUUACAAGUUCUGCUGAAUGCCACAAUAGGUCAGGUAGCGGGGAAACAGGUUGGGAUGGGAUAGGACUAGCACCAUUUUAAGUCCCUGUCACCUCUUCCGACUCUUUCUGAGUGCCUUCUGUGGGGACUCCGGCUGUGCUGGGAGAAAUACUUGAACUUGCCUCUUUUACCUGCUGCUUCUCCAAAAAUCUGCCUGGGUUUGGUUCCCUCUUUUUCUCUCCCGUCCUCCCUCACCUCCUUCAUAUGAAAGGUGCCAUGGAAGAGGCAACAGGGCCAAAUGCUGAGCCACCUGCCCUUUCUUCUGCCUCCUUUAGUAAAACUCCGAGUGAACUGGUCUUCCUUUUUGGUUUUUACUUACUGUUUCAAAGCCAAGACCUCACACACACAAACAAUGCACAAACAAUGCAAAUCAACAGAAAAGCUGUAAAUGUGUGUACAGUUGGCAUGGUAGUAUACAAAAAGAUUAUAGUUGCUCUAAGUUUUUACAAAUUCUGCCUUUAAGUUAUUUUAUCUGCUUUUUUUUUUUGUUUUGUUUUGAAAGAUGCUCAUUCUAACCUGGAGGUCAAUGUUAUGUAUUUAUUUAUUUAUUUAUUUGGUUCCCUUCCUGUUCCAAGCUUCCAUAGCUGCUGCCCUAGUUUUUUUUCCUCCUUUCCUCCUCUGACUUGGGGACCUUCUGGGGGAGGGCUGCAACGCUUGCUCUGUUUGUGGGGUGACGGGACUCAGGCGGGACAGUGCUGCAGCUCCCUGACUUCUGUGGGGCCCCUCGCCUACUCAGGUGGGUCUGGGCUCCAUUGGUGGUGGGGAGGGGCAUUGCUGACUGUAUAUAGGAUAAAUAUGAAAAGCAGUUCUGGAUGGUGUGCCUUCCAGAUCUUCUCUGGGGCUGUGUUUUGAGCAGCAUGUAGCCUGCUGGUUUUAUCCGAGUGAAAUACUGUACAGGGGAAUAAAAGAGAUCUUAUUUUUUUUUUAUACUUGGCAUUUUUUGAAUAAAAACCUUUUGUCUUAA
Molecule: messenger RNA, 2842 nt
Organism: Callithrix jacchus (white-tufted-ear marmoset)
Lineage: Eukaryota; Metazoa; Chordata; Mammalia; Primates; Cebidae
Gene: PIM1
Product: Pim-1 proto-oncogene, serine/threonine kinase
Biological process (GO): protein autophosphorylation; negative regulation of apoptotic process
Cellular component (GO): cytoplasm
Molecular function (GO): protein serine/threonine kinase activity; ATP binding
Source: RefSeq, a predicted model, not a curated record